GCGGGGGCUGGUCGCGCUUAGCGGGCGGAGAGGGCAGGGCAGAGCCGGCCGGGCCCGCGGCCGCGCGGGGAACAAUGAGGCGGGAAGCGGCUGCCGCGGCUCGCGUGCCGUGAGGAGCGGAGCCGCGCUCCGGGAGGAGGAGGAUGCGUGCGUGGAUGUGAGCCGUCCCUCGGCGCCUCGCCGGGUGCCGUGCCAUGGACGCCGGCCGCCGGCGGGGAGCGCAGCCGGAGCCCAGCCUGACCCCGCCGCAGAGCGGGGUGUGACACCGGAGCGUUUUUUUUUUUUUUAAAUCACUAUUUAUUUAUUUCAUUAUUUUUUAAAAACCGGGUUGCAGUGGAUUGUGGCUCUGCGUUUCCAGCCGCCCGCGUCUCUCCAUUCAUCCAUCCAUCCAUCCAUUCAUCCGUCGGUCCAUCUGGGCGCCGAUGCCCGCCGCUGCCUGAAGGGCAGAGCCAUCAUGUACCUCCUGGACAGCAGCGAGCCGCCGGCCGCCGCCUCCUCGCCCGAGAGGAUGCAGCGGGGCACCCCGCAGAGGAAGACGGUGUACCGCAUCUCCGUGACCAUGGUGAAGAAGGAGCUGCUGGGGCCGGAGAGCGGCCGCGCCGGCCCCGAGCUGCCCCGGCGCGGGCGGAGCCGCCCGCCGGGCUCCUCCAGCCUCACCAGGGCCGGGCUGCUGCUGCUGGAGGAGGAGGAGGGCGAGGAGGAAGGCGAGGAGCGGGACAGGGUCCCCAGCCCCUGCGGCUUCCGCACCUUCCGGACGCUGAGCACGGGGCAGCUGGAGCUGGGCCGCCUCAAGGUGCCCCGGAGAGCGGGGCCGCCCCUGCCCGGGGCGCCGCGGGGCAGCGCCGGGCCCGGAGAAGCCGCGGCCGCCGCCGCAUCCCCGCCCGGCGAGGAGGGGGACAAGGCCGGGGAGGCGGCCCCGGGGGAGCGGGGCCACAGCCCGCGGCGGCAGUCGGGGCUGCUGCGGCGCAGCUUCAGCUUCAGGCACUGGAGCGGCGGCGGCGGCGCGGAGCCGGGCCGGGUGCGGCGGCACAGCAGCUCCGGCUGCCUGCCCGGGCCGCCGCCGCCCUCGCCGCCCGCCGCGCUGCCCGCCGAGCCCCCCGAGAAGCGCAACACGCUGGACGUGGGCGAGGUGCUGAGCCAGGCGGAGCCGCUGUCGCGGCUGGAGCGCUGGGAGCGCAGCAAGAGCAAGAACCGGACCCUGGAUAACAGCGACCUGCAGCGGCUCUCGGAGCGGCUGGGCCGGGAGGGCCCCGCCGCCGGCGCCGAGCACCGGCUCCUGCGCUUCUUCAGCGGCAUCUUCGCCCGCAGGGACGGCCCCGCCGCCCUCUUCGGCAGCCCCCACGGGCGCUCCCCCCGCAGCAGCUUCUCCAGGUCCAGGGCUUACUUUAGCAGCCUCAGGAGAGCCGCCGUGGACAUGCAGUCCAGCUCCGAGAGCAUCAACGGGUCCCCCCAGAAAGAUGCCUUUGUAAACAGCCAGGAAUGGACACUGAGCCGAUCUGUACCCGAGCUGAAAGUGGGGAUCGUGGGUAACCUGGCCAGUGGGAAGUCGGCGCUGGUGCACCGCUACCUGACCGGCACCUAUGUCCAGGAGGAAUCCCCUGAAGAUAUGGAUGCAGGUGGGAGAUUCAAGAAGGAGAUAGUGGUUGAUGGACAGAGCUACCUGCUGCUGAUCAGAGAUGAAGGAGGCCCUCCAGAGGCACAGUUUGCCAUGUGGGUGGAUGCUGUUAUCUUUGUGUUCAGCUUGGAGGAUGAAGUCAGCUUCCAGACUGUUUACCACUACUACAGCCGCAUGGCCAACUAUCGCAACACUAGUGAAAUCCCCAUGGUCCUGGUGGGCACCCAGGAUGCCAUCAGCUCCACCAACCCCCGCGUCAUCGACGAUGCCAGAGCCAGGAAGUUGUCCAACGACCUCAAGAGAUGCACCUACUACGAGACCUGCGCGACCUACGGGCUCAACGUGGAGAGAGUCUUCCAUGACGUUGCCCAGAAGAUUGUUUCCACCAAGAAGAAGCAGCAGCUCUCAAUCGGACCCUGCAAAUCUCUACCCAACUCUCCGAGCCACUCCUCCGUGUGUUCUGCCCAGGUUUCUGCCGUACAUAUCAGCCAGACCAGUAAUGGAGGAGGGAGUUUAAGUGAUUAUUCCUCCUCUGUCCCAUCAACUCCAAGCACCAGCCAGAAGGAGCUGCGGAUUGAUGUUCCUCCCACUGCCAACACACCAACUCCUGUCCGUAAACAGUCCAAGCGCCGAUCCAACCUCUUCACGUCUCGGAAAGGGAGUGACCCAGACAAAGAGAAGAAGGUCCUGGAGAGCAGAACAGACAGCAUUGGAAGCGGCCGUGCAAUCCCAAUUAAACAGGGGAUGCUGCUGAAGCGGAGUGGCAAGUCCCUGAACAAGGAGUGGAAGAAGAAGUACGUGACGCUGUGUGACAACGGCGUGCUGACCUACCACCCCAGCCUGCACGAUUACAUGCAGAACGUUCACGGCAAGGAGAUCGACUUGCUCAGAACCACUGUGAAGGUCCCUGGGAAGAGGCCACCCCGAGCCACAUCAGCCUGUGCCCCCAUCUCCAGCCCCAAAACCAACGGCCUCUCCAAAGACAUGAGCAGUUUACACAUCUCGCCAAAUUCAGGGAACGUGACUACUAGCACAUCUGUGUCUCAGAUGGCCAGUGGGAUCAGUCUGGUGUCCUUCAACAGCCGCCCGGACGGUAUGCACCAGCGCUCCUACUCGGUCUCCAGUGCAGAUCAGUGGAGCGAGGCCACAGUCAUUGCCAACUCUGGCAUUAGCAGUGACACGGGCCUGGGAGAUUCCGUGUGCUCCAGCCCCAGCAUUUCCAGCACCACCAGCCCCAAGCUGGACCCCCCUCCUUCCCCCCACGCCAACAGAAAGAAGCACCGCCGGAAGAAAAGCACAAGCAACUUCAAGGCUGAUGGCAUCUCGGGCACGGCUGAGGCCAAACGCAAAGCUUGGAAACUAAACCGUGUUGGUAGCCUGCGAAAUAUUUACAGCAGCAGCAGCACCAACACCGAAGAGCAAGAAGAGAACUUUGAGUUUAUCAUUGUCUCUCUCACGGGCCAGACUUGGCACUUUGAAGCAACCACCUACGAAGAGAGGGACGCGUGGGUCCAAGCCAUAGAGAGCCAGAUCCUGGCCAGUUUACAGUCCUGUGAGAGCAGCAAGAACAAGUCGCGCCUGACGAGCCAGAACGAGGCCAUGGCGCUGCAGUCCAUCAGGAACAUCAGAGGCAAUGCCCACUGCGUGGACUGCGAGGCACAGAACCCCGACUGGGCCAGCCUCAACCUGGGAGCCCUCAUCUGCAUCGAAUGCUCAGGUAUCCACCGCAACCUCGGCACGCACCUGUCCCGGGUGCGCUCCCUGGACCUGGAUGACUGGCCCAUCGAGCUCAUCAAGGUCAUGUCAGCCAUUGGCAACGAGCUGGCCAACAGUGUGUGGGAGGAGAACAGCCAAGGCCACGUGAAGCCUUGCCCAGACUCCACCAGGGAAGAAAAAGAGCUCUGGAUACGCGCCAAGUACGAGCAGAAGCUCUUCCUCGCCCCGCUGCAGUGCCUGGAGCUCUCUCUGGGCCAGCACCUGCUGCGGGCCACGGCCGAGGAGGACUUGCGGGCGGUGAUCCUGCUGCUGGCCCACGGCACCCGCGAGGAGGUGAACGAGACCUGCGGCGACGGCGACGGGCGCACGGCGCUGCACCUGGCCUGCCGCAAGGGCAACGUGGUGCUGCUGCAGCUCCUCAUCUGGUACGGCGUGGACGUGAUGGCGCGCGACGCCCACGGGAACACGGCGCUGGCCUACGCCCGCCAGGCCUCCAGCCAGGAGUGCAUCGACGUGCUGCUGCAGUACGGCUGCCCCGACGAGCGCUUCGCCCUCAUGGCCACCCCGAACCUGUCCAGGAAGAACAACCGCAACAACAGCGGCGGGAGGAUGCCCACCAUCAUCUGAGGGGAGCUCGGUGGCGCCUUCGCUGAGCCGAGCCGCAUCCGCAGCCUCACAUUCCUCCAUGCCCAUCGCAGCUCCGCUCUGUGAGUCCGGUACCUCUCCUUCUCCCUCUUCCCUUCGGCCCAUCCCGAGCGCCAGGCGGAGCGUGGGGGGCCGAGGAGGAGCGCGGGGGCUGCGGGCAGGCCGUUGUUUUGGGGGACGGGCCGCGCGUGGCGCCGGCACUGGCACCGCCCGGGGGACACGCGGCACCGCCGGGGCAGAGGCGAGCCGGAGCAGAAGGAAGGAAGGAAGGAAAGGAAGGAAGGAAGGAAGGAGAGACGGUGACUUUCCCUAAGUGACAGUGAAGCACAUCAGAACAUUUCACCUCUACGGAACGCGGCGACGCCUGGAUUUCCAUUCUCUUCUCCUGAAGAGCUUGACGGCAUAAAUCAGAAGCAAGCACAGAGUUUGUCAGGUUUGAAGCUCCUAUGAUGGUAUGUGUCAAAUCAGUUGUAGCUAAUCUGUCCGGGGAGAAUACUGGCUUCAUUACACUUGUAUAGUUGAGUUCUUCCAGCAUUACUGCUGUUUAAUAGAACAUGAUUAGUCAUCACGGAGAAAAAAGCAUAUUAGCUGAGGAGGUAGUUACAUGGCACGCUUCGGUGAUUGCUUGGAUGUGAUUGCAAUAUUCUUAGAAGCAUCAUAUUAUCUCAGACAUGUUCUUUCGAGCCCUUGGAGCCCUCCUUUCUAAAUUCACUGUCAUAAUUUAGUAUCUGUUUAAUUUUUCAGUCCAAAGAGAGGAAAUGAGUUGCUGAGUGUUAUUUGACUGCAGUCUCCUUGGUGUAAAAACAAAAUGGAAAAAAUAAAUAAGAGUAAGCCUGAAACACAAAAAGGAAUAAUGAAUACCGCUAUGGAAAACAACAUUUCAAGUACGUUUGGUGAAAUUAAUAAAUGCAUUAAAGGCUAAUUUUUUUUUUUGUUACGUUUUCAGCCAGCAGAAAUAGGUUCUGUCAUUUUGCCAAGGUAAAUUGUGUUGAGUUUUUGGUCACUCCUGUGAUGCAUUGCCUAACUUAUACAGAUUUUUGUAUUGUGUCUCUAGAUUCUAUGUAUUUAAAAUCUAUUUGAAUAAAAAAAAAGACCAUAAAUAUACAUUGAUUUUUUUUUUGUACAGAAAAUAACAUCUCUGUUAAUUUAUAAACUGUAAUGGAUGUGAACUAAAUAAUGUGCAACUAGUUAGGAUCUGUGGGUUGCAGAUCAUUAUUGUACAUCGAUAAUAUUCCCAGCAGUGAACUCUUCUUUCCAAAGCCUGUGAGGAACAACAUAUCAGAAGGAGAUCAGGGAAAAAAAAAAAAAAA
This is a messenger RNA of Passer montanus (Eurasian tree sparrow), 5286 nucleotides long. It is a transcript of the gene AGAP1, whose product is annotated as ArfGAP with GTPase domain, ankyrin repeat and PH domain 1. Bases 455 to 3958 code for a protein of 1167 amino acids. The record is from RefSeq and is a predicted model, not a curated record. NCBI's taxonomy places the organism in Eukaryota, Metazoa, Chordata, Aves, Passeriformes, Passeridae. Gene Ontology annotation, molecular function: protein binding; GTPase activator activity; GTPase activity. The transcript has 20 exons. Gene Ontology annotation, cellular component: nucleus.